AUGUCUUCAGACGUACUUACAUUCGGGGACUGGGAUGUCACCUUUACAGACGGUGCCGCAGUCUCCAGUAUCUCCUCCCAUAUCCUCCACACCGACUUGCUCCUUAAGAAUCUGAGCUCGCAAGUAACCAACCAGAUGCUGCAAGCGGAAAUAGCACAGUUUGGCAGCGAAGCAUCGGUGAUGCGAGAUUCUCGCCGAAAGCGAGCACGGAUACGUUUCCUCGAUGCAGAGCCGGCUAAGCAAGCUCUUGCUGUCCUGGAUAGCAAACGCUUGGGACCUUCACGCAUUGAAGUGACAUUGGAUAGGACAAAAGACUUGCAGUGGAUCGAAGAUGGUAUCCUUCUCAGCUACGAUACCUGCGAGACCACCGCAAGCGUGUCCUUUCUGACCGCCGAGGAAGCUACCGAGGCGUUGGGGCUCAACAGGAGCAUGUUCCAAGGGAGGCGACUUCGUGUUACUCAAGAGUCUGAGACUCGUCUUCUUGUCGAAGAACUUCCUGCCAUCUUUGACGAGGACGACCUCUUGACGUUCUUCGGUGCCCAAACUAUCGAAAUCACACGCGACUUUGGCGAAGACUCGGACAUUCACGCCCUCUUACAAGCUCUAAUCAGGGAACAACCCGGCUGUGCUUCGCUGCACGUCGUGCCUCUCCCUGCCGAACUAGGUCGUGGUGCAGGCUGGAUACGGAUGUAUAACGAAGAGCGGGUGAAAGAAGUUGCCACCGAGGUUCGUGGGCUACGCCCCAUCUUCCUUGGGGGGAAUGUAGUACAGGCGCAUCGUGCCCAAUGCUUCGUUUGGAAGGUAUCUCCCGAACACAUCCACGCCGUCUAUUCCCUUUUGGAUGAAUUAGAAAUAGAGGGAGCCUAUCUCAAGUACGAUGCCAAGGCCACGGAGGAGCAAGAGGUUCGACUGGUUGCCUCCGACCUGAGGAAGCUCAGAGCAGCCCACUGCAAGAUCGACGUUAUUAUCAAUGGGAUGGUCUGGACCAAUGGUGGACCAAUAUGGGAUAGACACUGGGUCUCGGAGGAAGGUCGUGCAUUCAUCCAAGAGGUGAACCAGGUUUCCACUGCAUAUGUCCGUGCAAACAUGUUCGAAAGAAUAGUUCGGAUAGCAGGCAGAGAAGAGGCAAAGGAUUGCGCCAUCGCAAUGCUUCAGAGUUACCUGGACAAACUCGACAAAGAGCGACAUUUGAUCAAGCUGCCCAAGGAGCUCAUGCAAGAGUUCAUUACACACGGGCUUCCUCGACUUGGGAACAGUCUCUACCACUUUGACUCGACGAUAGGAAAGCGGCAAGACGUCGAGUUCAACGGGAGCGAUGACGCCCGCCAACAGCUAUACCUCGUGCUCGAUCAUGCGGCCUGCGCAUUUGCGUAUACUGAAGCCAUUGGGAGCGAAACUGCACGCCAAGUCUGCUCUGGAAUGUACGGAGGGUCGAAUGCCUACAUAAAUGUGACUUUUGAUUCCUCUUCCGCGGGCCAAAUAGCUAUGGCCAUCUACGAGUGGAAGGACGUAAUGUAUCUGGGAAAAGUGACUAAAGGGGAUGAACUGCUUCCUCAGAAAACGUACAUCUGUACGACCGAUGCAGUCAAUCAAGGAUAUUGCAAGGACCAAGAACUAGGCAGAUUCAUCGUCACCUUGCCCGACACGGCUAGUGCUCACAACACCAGUAUCUGGACAAGACGAGUUGUGUUUCCUAACCAGUCGAAAUCGGCAACGACCAAGGAUAGUGUCAGUGCUGAUGCUGGCUUCUGGGAUAACCCCGCGGGGAACCCAGAACUCCCUCCAGAGGCCUCGGAAUACAGCAGCCCUUGGAAGCGAUCACCCGUAUAUACUGAAGGCGGCAACACCACUUACGACGACGAUACGUUUCACAUUAUGGUCUCCAACUCGACGUCGAGCGGCGAAGGCGUUUUGCACUACAAGGAGACUAUCCACUAUCCGGUUCCGAAUACGGGCUUCUAUUGCGUGGCGGCUAUCCCUUUGACUGUGGCGGACAGCCAAAAGCGACAGUCGUCUGGUUCCGGAGCGAACAUCCCAGGUCAUCCAUCCUACCACGGGACUGUUCUUUUCAAAAAUACAUUUAAAGGGCAACUAGCCGCGGCAGAAUACCCCAAGAUUGAUUUCUAUCUGGCUUUGACCAUCAUUUACACGAUACUGGGGGCUGCGUGGGGUUACCUCUGCUUCCGACACCUUGCAGACCUAUUGCCGAUCCAGUAUUACAUAUCAUACCUUGCUGGAUUCCUCGUAAUUGAGAUGCUGGCAAACUGGGCAUACUAUCGCUUCGUCAACGCACACGGGAUGGGUGUUUCAACCACCAUCCUUCUUAUUGUCGUCACGAUUCUGGACGCUGGACGCAACGCGCUUUCCUUUUUCCUCCUCCUCGUAGUUUCGCUUGGUCUCAGUGUCGUUCGUGACACUCUAGGUCCGGCUAUGCGACGUGCAAAGAUUCUCACCGGCUUGCAUUUCGUUUUCGGAGUGCUCUAUUCGAUGGGCCUGGUGUAUCUGAGCUUGGAGGCGACCGACGCUUUGAUAUUGCUUAUGUUCGUCAUUCCGCUGGCGUUCACUCUAUCUUCGUUCCUUCUCUGGAUCAUGCACGGACUUGCCGGUACAAUCGCAGAACUGAGACAAAGAAAGCAACGUUACAAGCUUCGCAUGUUCCGACGACUUCAACUCAUCCUGAUCGGUGCCGUCAUCGUCAUUGGAGCUUUCUUUGUUCUUUCGUCUUUUUCAUUCUCCAGUAGGACAGAAGAAGACUUUGCUCCGAAUAGCUGGAGAUGGCGCUGGUGGCUGAUUGACGGUUAUUUGGCGCUCCUCUACCUUGUCGUUUUCUCUUCAACAGCAUACUUAUGGCGGCCUACUGGCUCGAACCGGCGAUUGGCAAUGUCUGAUGAGCUUGCACAAGAUGAAGAAGAUGCAGAGGAUUACGACCUUGAGGCGCUCGAGUCUCGCGGGCAGCCUCAUCCACUCAAUGCGGACGGCAUUCCUGAAGCGCCACGAAGCGGCCGUCGACAUGUUGUUGGAGAGGACGAGACGGUGUUUGAGAUUGGUGAAGACGAUGAAGACGAGGAUGGGCGCCAUACCGGUCGAACCCCGACAUCGAGGCGUACACAGAGACACAGUGACGAAGGUCCACGGGAGGAGCACGAGCAGGAGGGACUCAUUUCUGCCCAACGAUCCGCACACUAG
Serendipita indica DSM 11827 is the source of this 3186-nucleotide messenger RNA. The record is from the annotation of a GenBank genome assembly. NCBI's taxonomy places the organism in Eukaryota, Fungi, Basidiomycota, Agaricomycetes, Sebacinales, Serendipitaceae.